Gastrolobium bilobum is the source of this 2693-nucleotide messenger RNA. RefSeq lists its product as uncharacterized. The coding region runs from base 211 to 2133 and encodes 640 amino acids. Gene Ontology annotation, molecular function: protein binding. NCBI's taxonomy places the organism in Eukaryota, Viridiplantae, Streptophyta, Magnoliopsida, Fabales, Fabaceae. The record is from RefSeq and is a predicted model, not a curated record. The transcript has 16 exons.
CACGUGACAUUCCCCCGACCAGUGUGCAAAACAGACACAUAUCUUCUUAGUAAAACAACCGUCGUAUCCAAAAUUCCCAAAACUGGUGGAGCGCCGAGGACACAACAACACCCCAACGGCGCAAUUUAGCAACAACAACUCCACUCGAAACGGCACAGCACAACCAUCGAUUCCGAUCCAAUACGACGCCGUAACUGUGAAGCCUCUGUUAUGGAGAAGAUGCAGUAUGCGGAGGAGCUGGUGAGGGAGUUUCUGGUGUUCAGAGGAUUCACUUACACUCUUGAAGCUUACGAGACAGAAUUGCGAACCGACAUUGGUAAAGGGUUUGAGGUUGACAAGAUUCUUGACCUAAUCUUCUCUGUCUAUGUUCCCAAGUUUCAGGCUGAUAAGUUGGUUUCUCUGCUCGGUUUCUUCAAACACUAUCUCUCCUCUUCUUCCCAAACGACACUCGUUUCCACCUUGUCUAAGUUGGAGGCUUCUCUUCUAAGGUUCUACGUCGUUCAUGCCUUGCAAUCAAAUCGUAGCGACAAAGUUGUUGAGUUUUUCGCAGUCAAUGGCACUGACUUAUUGCAAAGAUCACAGGAUUGGACUCAAUGGUUUGCAAUUCCUUAUAUCAAGAAUCCACACUUGGAUCCCGAAUUUCGAAUCUUUUUCUCCAAGGAGUGGUAUCAGGCCUUGCAUCUUUCUGUCAGAAACUUCUUGAGUGAGAUCUUCAAUGGCACUCGUCUACCUGCUCUGAUGAAGAUCAGUUCAGAGAUGAAUGCUACCAACGUACUCAAAAGAGAUAUCAUUCACCUAAAUCUUAAAUUGUCACAACUUCAGGCUUUAAUUGAUGAAAAGGAGGCACAGUUAUGCCAGUUUAGAAGAGUGGAAGGAAGUUUUAUUUCAUCGAGCAAUUUGCGUGAAGAAAGUGCUCACAUCUCAAAAGAUUCUCCGGAGGUUUUUCCAACUGUUAUUCCACGAGCAGGUCAAACAGAGAUUAGCCAAGAUUCAGUUGUGGAUGGACCUGGAUAUAUUCAGUCUGAGUAUAUCAGCUCCAAGUCUGGGGAUGAUUCAACUUUCCUAUUGAAUGACCAACUAGGAAAUGGUGGAGCUGGUGAUACCACUCAAAAAGAAAACAAUGGGGAAGUUUACAGGGAAGAAGAUUUUGCUGAGGUCAAAGUAGAGCACCAGGAGACAUUUUUGGGGCACACUAGUCCAAUCAGCAGAUGCCGCUUCUCUGCAUCCGGGAAUAAUAUCGCUAGUGCUUCCCUCGAUGGAACUGUCAGGAUAUGGACAUAUGAUACAUCAACUCCAGUGUCUAGAAAUGCAACCAUAUAUUGUGGCACUGAAAUUUUGUCGCUUGAUUGGGAAUGUAAAUCAGACCGCUUGCUUCUAAUAGGUACAUCGGAUGGGUGCAUUAAGGCAUGGAAUGUGGAUGCAAAGAGAGUUGUCUGUGACCUCAACACAACUGAAGCAUUUCCAAGUGUAUUGGACAUAAAGUGCAGUCCUGUGGAGCCUAUUUUUGUGUCUGCAGCAGCAUCUGGAGGGGCUGGUUCCAACUAUUUUGACAACCUGGGUUUCGCUUCGCUAACUGUGUGGAACAUGAAGACAUGGAAAGCCAUGACAGCCCUUCCUCUUGGAGAAGAUCCGCCAGCAAUUACUUCUUUAUGCUUUAAUCACAAUGGGAAGAUUUUAGCAGCUUCCGCUGUUGAUGGAAUGAUUCACAUGUUCGACAUGUCUGCUGGACUGCAAAUUACUGGCUGGCCUGCACAUGAUUCUUCUAUCAGUUCUAUUCUUUUUGGACCAGAUGAGACUAGCAUUUUUAGCCUGGGCUCUGAUGGGAAGAUUUUUGAGUGGAGUUUGCAAAAUCAAGGUCAAAUCCUGUGGUCAAGAGACUGUAGUAGGUUCUGUUACCCCGUCUAUGGUUCAAGAUAUUGCAGACAUGAGAUGGCGUUAGAUGCAAAUGGGAGGAGACUCUUGGUAACAUCAAGCUCAGAUAGAGCACCCAUAUAUCAGGUUCAGGGUCAUUUGAGUGGAUGGAGAACACUUCCUCACGGUGCUCCAAUUACUGCUGUGGAUUGGCAUCCGACCUUGCCCAUUUUCUUGACUGGAUCAGCUGAUAACUCUGUCCGAGUAACAUCUUUAUCGUAGUACAACAUUAUAUCUCGGAGUUUUUCAUUCUUUCUUUAGUGAGUAUUUAACUAGGUUCUAUUCGAUUUUUAUGUUGUAAUAUAUUGCCUAACCGUUGAUUUCCGCCCAUCAACGGUUAUUAUUUAUUGGAAAUUAAUAAUUCAUUAAUAAAUUUAAUUUCCAAUAAAUAAUAACCGUUGAUUGACGGAAAUUAAUGUUUAGGAUUUGGUGUCAAAGGAUCCAGCUAUAUAUAUAUAUAUAUAUAUAUAUAUAUAUAUAUAUAUAUAUAUAUAUAUAUGGGAAAAGAUUUUUUGAUAUCUCAUCUAAGAGCCGUCAGAUCAAGCCAGAUCAACGGUGUUACAUGCUUAUAAAUCAGAAUCCUUAAAUCAAAGCAAGAUCAACGAUUCUUGGAUGAGGUGUCAAACUACUUUUUGUUUGACACAAUGUCAAAGAAUUCUAUAUAUAUGUAAGCAACUGAUCUAUGCUGUCGGUGUAUUUCUGACUCUGCAAGUGGGAUGUUCAUAUUUACGCAAUUGGUUUGUAUGUAUAUUCAUACCUUUUUGAGAGUUUAGUCAUUUCUC